UUUAGUCACUCUACAGGCUUUAAUAAAUAAAGACGUUCAGUUUGCCGAAAAACUUGACACCAUCGCCAGCAUCGCCAACACAAACCAACCCGAGAAAGAAGUUUCGCUGUGGUUGUGUUGUUGUUGUUGAUGUUGAUGGAGCUGGAUGGUUCAAUUGCUGUUUGAUGUUGUAACAUUGCAAUGCCUUGACGUCAAUAGAAGUAGCAUACUGUGAAAAAGAAAGUACGAGAGUUAAAGCAUACCGGUAGUACCAUGGCGACCAACAAAAAGAAGAGGAAGACUAUUAAUAGCACUUCCAGCGAAACUCCCACUGCUUCGAAUACUACUACUGCAACAGCAACAAGCAGAGACAACGUUAAGGACAAGCAGGAAGAAGCGUCAGUCACAGCUAGCAAGAGACGUCGUCUAUUGCCAACGUCAUCAUCCCAGCAGCACAGUCAGGACAAUGAGAAUGACAAUGACAAUGACAUUGACUGCAGUGAAUUGCAAACGCAGCAGGAGCAGCCCGACAAUGUCUUGAAUUCUACUACUGGUAGUCAAGAAGAAGAGGAGGAAGAAGAAGAACCACCAAAAUUGAAGUUUGCUCCAGGUCUGCCUACGUUACUGUUUGACCAUCUUCAGAGCAGUACUGAUUCUGUAGAAUUGGUGGAACAAGCCAUGGAUCAAUUGGCCAAUUUGUUGGAAGAUGCUUCCAUCCAGCUGUUGACUCAAUUGGUGGGGUUGGGAGGACCUGCAUUGGUCAUGUUGACCAUGAGAAAAUAUGCUCAAAAUCAAUCUAUUCAAAUCAAUGCCUGUUACAUUUUGGCCAUGAUUAUUCAUCACCACAAACAACAGCAGCAACAACAACCACAAAACAACAACCCUACACAGUUGAUCAAUCUAGAGACUCUGAUCUCUUCUAUGCAACUCAUGGGAGUCACGGACGUGGUUCUCCGUGCCAUGAAGAAAUUCCCCAAUGCGCAGCAAGUGCAAUUGUUUGGACUUUUGGUCUUGGGAAACAUGUGCACCAACACUCCUACUACGACAACGACAACUACGAACAACCAUGAUGAUCCAGAAACAGCAUCACGCGGUCUGCGACUCUUGAAUACUGAGCACGCAGGAGAUGAAGAUGACGAUGUGCUCCAUCGAGUGGUCUCGGCCAUGGACACGUUUGCGGACUCGUCGGAUGUGCAAGAUUAUGCCUGUUGGUUCCUCGUGCGGCUCCUAGACUCCUUACAACAACAACAACAACCACAAAAAAGACUAAUCAUGGAACCGGCAUUGGCACGACGAUUCAAGACACAAAUCGUACGAGUCGUCGCCACUGCCGUACAAAACUUUCCCGACCAUCCAUCCAUUUCCAAGGAUGCCUCGACCAUCAUGACGGCUGUUUUAAAAAGCCACCAUGACAACAACAGCCAAGGGACUAGUAAUAAGAACCACAACCACAAUGCCACGUUGUUGGGAGCAGAGAGAAGGAGUACCAGGAAUUCCAAAGACAACCAAAAGCCAUUGUUGCGGUAGCUAGGUGUUUGCUUAUACCGCAUGUUUACUUUGUAAUAGUUGUUCAGUUAGUACCGUAUUGUUGGCUCUUAGUCUUUGCAGUGAAAUGGCGACUUUUUUGAGGUGGGUUUCAAGAGGCUGGCAAAGAAAGUCUGACAACCGAAAAAGCUGCCACAUGUCAAAAGCCGGUAUUUUUGGCAGUUUGUGAUGAUGACCUCGUUCACCCUCCAAUCAAACAAGCAAACUGCCAUGGGAACCUUCCAAAUCACUACUACAACAGCAAAGCAGCCAACCCAGCCACACGACGAUCAAUGUCAGUCAGUCAGCUAACAGUGGACUAGUCUACGUACCACUGGUAUCCGUAGUCUUCGAUGCUGGCGAAGCACCUUGCAUUUACACGGCACUACCGAAACCGCGACGUCCAUGCUUUGCUUCGAACUCCGCAGUGGACAGUGCAGUCACUUGUUGCUUUCGUGGUUCCGUAGUAUGACAGAUGAUGGAUCCUUGCUA
Messenger RNA from Seminavis robusta, 1995 nucleotides. NCBI's taxonomy places the organism in Eukaryota, Bacillariophyta, Bacillariophyceae, Naviculales, Naviculaceae. The record is from the annotation of a GenBank genome assembly.